AUGGGAUAUAACCCUUUUCUACCCACCGCUGGCGCAAGAGUCAACGUCUUAUGUAUUCCAGCUGGUCGGAUCGCGCCCGAACGCUUCCUUAAGUUCGUCAAGUUAUUGCAGAACGCGGCGAUAGUCAAGGCCAAUCUCGUGGAUUCUUCGCAAGCCCCUGACGGCCUACAUCCUUCUUCAAAGGACGGAUACUGCAUCUUCUACGAUGUAUCGGCAACUCAGGAUGCUCCAAGGGCGCACCUAUUCCCAUUCGAAACCAACAGCAGAUUCCAAGUCCUCCUUGGUAUCGUUGAUGGCGAGAGAGUCGGAAGUGCUGUGCGUGCUUCUGGCAAUUUCGACGAUACGACAAAGCAGGAUGUUUUGUCAGAUCUCGAGGCCAUCAAAGCCGGCUUCUUCGAGCAAGUCCAGGCUCAUCCAGGUCUCCUUGUUCGUCAAUUGAUUUACUGUGACAAGGAGACGCCUACGUCGCUUGACUCCGAUAUCCUCCCCUUAACCGAUGUUGACGGCACCGAUGCUGCACUCGAUGUUAUGGUUAGAGUCUCCAGAUUGCUCAUGGAGGGUAUUGUCACAGUUGUCGAGGACUUCAGAGAGCAGCCGAUUAGCAUGGUGCCUGGUGCUAACACACCGACCUUCGCACGCACGGGGAACACACCAAUCUCUUCGAGUGCCAGCUCUUCUUCGACGCCUGUGAAAAGUGCAAGCCCUAGGCCUCCCUCCAAUGACGCAGAGAUACAGAGUGAAACAUCAAGAGGGCGCUUCAAGGUAAUCCAAGGCAUGUAUCACCUUCAAGGCGGGUUGUGGAAUGAUGCCAUGGAUUCGCUCUCUGAGGGUGCAUCCAUUGCACAGAAUGGCCACGAUCAUCUUUGGCACGGGCGGGCCCUAGAGUGCCUACUUUUAUGCAUGCUGCUUUUAUCUUGGUCCGAUCGUGGAUUUACAGUCCCGCAGGUAUGCCGUUCUCUACCCAACAGAAGUGUUGUCUUCCAGACAGAGUCGUCUUCGACACCCAGCGACUCGCAGAAGGCUUUGGCUAGGCUGAUGCCGCCAAUUGUCGAAACCAUCUUGGAGCUCUACGCCAGAGUGUCAAAUCUAGAUCUCGGAGGGUCAUUGCAGGACGUCCUACGAGAAGCUCGUGUCAGGAACGUGAACAUACUAGUCUUUGUCAAGAGAAAUGGAGGCGUCUUGAACAGAGAGUGCCUUGACCGACUUGUGUUAAGUCGGACUGAGACGGAAGGGGACUCGCUACCUUCUGAAGGUGAACCUGUUGCAAUAUCAAAGGCCGGCCUGGCCAAUAUCUUGAUCGAGACACUUCAAGCGUGCCAGGCCAGCAAUAGCUCCACCCACCCUACCAGCAUAUUGGUCGCAGUGGCCAGCAGCCUCUCGCUCUUGGGACUGAAUCGCAAACAUGCCUUCUACCUCAGACAAUUGAUGCAACAGUUUGUUCACAAGUUGAUUGAAGCAAGAAAGAUUGGUGCUGCGGAAGCUGGAAUCCAUCCUGCAGCUGGGCUUCCACCUGUCAACAACGCACCCCAGGGAAUCCUACCAGAAAUGGUCUUAGGCAUACGAUCGAUGCUUAGUCUUGCGUCAGGGGCAUAUGGAGUCCCGUUGCCUGCAAUUCCUACACCGAGACGACUUAUACCAGCCGAUCUCGGCGACAUUGAUGCGAAACUCCGAGUCUGGGCUGCCGAGCAUAGCUCUGGGGAGUUGUUGCUAAAGAUUGAAAUGCUGAGGACCUGCGUCGGCGUCAGCGAAGCAUUGCCGGACGUGCCAACAGGUCUAUAUCUCGCUUCGGCCAUAUUGCGGGUGGCGAAGCAAAGUGUCACCAUGUCCAAGCAACUCAAUACUGCGCCUCCCCUGAUAUCGGCGGAUGGACAGUUACGUUUGCUAGAUAGCAUCAAACGUGGAGUAUCAGUGGCUCCGAGGCUGGGCGCUCCCGGAUACCGUGCCGAAUACUGGGACGAUUUUCUGGUUCGAGAUAUUCAAGUAUUUGAACAAGAUGACUCGUCCAAGCUGAUUUCGCAUAAACCCAGCGACCUCUCGGUACGGGGCAGUGGGCUGACUGAUACUAUUCGGGAUCCCUUCAUCUACAACCCAUUCUCGAAGUCGACGUCGGCGGUCGCGGCACCUGUUCUAGUGGCAGGAGAAUUGGCCAUGUUUGCUGUGCUUCUUCAGAAUCCGAUGGAGGUCGAGGUCGAGAUUGAAGACAUAUCUCUGGUCACAAAAGGAUGCGGUUUCAACCCGUCACAUCAUAGCAUUGUUUUGGGCCCUUUGUCCAUCCAGGUGUUUACAUUGACGGGCACGCCCACAGAGGACGGUGACCUUGAGGUCGUGGGUUGCAAGGCCAGAGUUCGGAACUGCUACGAGCAAGAAUUCCUAAUCUUCCGGGAUGAGUGGAAACCAUCCUUGAACAUAAAGCAGAAUGCCGUGGGCAGGGUCCGUCAUAGGACCAGUCAGGCCAAACAUGCGGGCGACGAUACCACACGAUUUCCAACCGUCGAGAUCAAUCCACCCAUCGCCACCCCCGUCAACCUGAAAGUCAUCAGGGCCCAGCCUCGCAUCAGGGUCCAAUCCAACAGCUUGGGCAGAUCGGCAAUUAUGUUGCUCGAGGGGGAAUCUCGAGUGUUCGACUUGAACCUAGUCAAUGAGAGCCCCGACGUCCCUGCUGAUUUCAUUUUGGUGACCGCGCAAGACUCUGUCACAUCACGGCUCAAGGAGGCGCUCUCAAAUAAGGGCCUGAAUCCCGCCGAACAAUAUGAGAUCCAGAAUCAACUGUCUGGGAACCCAGCUGUCGCCAUCAGGAGAAAGGGGCCGAAGGAUUCGACCAAGAUCCUCGAACCGGGCAAGGUCAUCACUUACGAAGUCACGAUUGUGGGCCAACCUGGCCUUGUCAGCGCCACUGUGCAGGCAGAUUACGCAUACCUAGGAUCGGCUUCGACAGAGGUGAAAGGCACAUUCUACACUCGACAAGUCCGGUUUCCCAUCGCAAUCACUGUCAAUGGGAGUGUGGAGAUACCGCGAUGCAAUAUUCUGCCCGUCCAUAGCGAUUUUGCAUGGAUGUCCGGUGCUGCACCCAAUGGCACGCAGGACGAGACAGGAGCUGUCCAAACUGGACAGACCGAUGCUUCAAGACUCUCGCAUUGGCUACAGACCAGCCCUCAGGCCAGCGACUAUUGCAUGCUAUCAUUGGAUCUGCGCAAUGUCUGGCCGCAACCGCUCGAAAUCGACAUCCGAGCUCGAAAUGCAAAAGCGCUGUCGGCUUCCCCAGAAGAACCGUGGCAGGAUGCGUAUACAGUUCUUGAAGCAUUGCAACCCGGCCACGUCACUCGGGUUGUAUUGUUGGUCCCACGCCUUUUCAUCGAGGAUCUUCACGCCCAAGUCCCCAAUCUCGAAACUCAAAAGCAGUUUGUGGUAACGACAUCUAAAUUGAGCGCCGAGGCGGAGGCAGCGAGCAGAGAGUCAUUCUGGUAUCGUGAGGAGCUCCUGAAGUGCUUGCGCGGCACAUGGACGGAAGAGAGCUCAGGCAGACAUGGAGAGAUCGAUCUUCGGAAAGGAAUAAGGUUGAGCCCACGAAUGGUAGACGCGCUCAAAAUGGACCAUGUCGACUUCGAAUACGUCUUGAGGCCAUGUGAUGAGGAAGCCGACAAAUCCGAAGCCCAUGCAAACACAGCGGUGAAACAAAUUGGAAGAUCGCAUUUCAACCUCAAGCCGGAAACCUUUGCGACUUUGUCGGUUAAAGUCCAUAACCACACCCAGGACACUCUGCCACUCCUCCUUCGACUCCAACCCGCGCUCCGCCAUCAGCCCCAUAAUAUAGCCUUGGACCUGUCGAGACGAUUUGCGUGGUCCGGCGUGCUGCAGCGCGCGUUGCACCCUGCGAUUGAACCUGGCGGUACAUGCGUGGCCGAGCUGGGUGUCAUAGCGCUAGUCCAGGGUGAAUAUGAGAUCACCACAUCAGUCGAGGAGGUCAAGGCACGCCGCGUUACCGGUGCUGCGAAGGGCGGUGGCGCUUCGGCCGCCCGCUUCGAAAGGAGGAUCUGGCACGCCCGAUCGCCGUGUCUGAUUGAUGCCGUGGAAGAAUGA
Capronia coronata CBS 617.96 is the source of this 4077-nucleotide messenger RNA. RefSeq lists its product as uncharacterized. Gene Ontology annotation, cellular component: trans-Golgi network. NCBI's taxonomy places the organism in Eukaryota, Fungi, Ascomycota, Eurotiomycetes, Chaetothyriales, Herpotrichiellaceae. Bases 1 to 4077 code for a protein of 1358 amino acids. The transcript has 3 exons. The record is from RefSeq and is a predicted model, not a curated record.